AUGUACCGACGACCCGGAGCUGCGCGCGCGUCCAUCCGCGGCCAGCGCAAGAUCAACCACCACCAGCAGCAGCAACUACCGCCGCAGAGCAAGAAGGCGCCGCGCGCCGUGAUCGGCGUGUCGUCCAUGCCGCUGUCCAGCCGCUUCACGCACUUGGCCGAGGAGACGGCGCCGCGUCCGACGCAGCAGAAGAAGCCGCAGCACCAGGUGACGGUGGUCAAGGUGCAGCCCAAGAAGGGCAAGGCCGCUCAGCCGGUGCUGCGCGUGGCUGGAGGCAAGAAGAAGAACGGCAAGACGCCCGCCCCCACCAAAAAGCAGAUCCAGCAACAACAGCAGCAAAAGCUGCAGCAGGUCGCCCAGAACAACCGCAACAAGCGCCAGCAGGUCGUCGGCAAGCACAGGAAGGGCCUCGUGCAGCAGGACACCAAGCCCAAGGGCAACCAGAACAAGCCGCCCACGAACAAGAACGCGGCCCCGCAGCAGAACGGAGGCAGGGGCGCGGGGCGUGGCGGCCGUGGAGGCCGCGGAGGUCGCGGAGUGCGCGGAGGGCGCGGAGACGGCAAGUCCAAGCCUCCUAGCGGAGAAGACCUCGACAUGGAGAUGGACGAGUACUGGCACGAAGCUGGCAAGGGCCCCGAUCCGAAGGCAGUGCAGCUCGACCGUCAGAUGGAGGAGUACUGGGCUGCCAAGCCGACGCAAGAAAACGCCGCCGCUACCAAGACGGAGGCGGAGCCAGCUCAAGACACCAACAUGGAGUCUUGA
This is a messenger RNA of Phytophthora sojae, 762 nucleotides long. RefSeq lists its product as hypothetical. The coding region runs from base 1 to 762 and encodes 253 amino acids. The transcript has a single exon. Lineage: Eukaryota; Oomycota; Peronosporomycetes; Peronosporales; Peronosporaceae. The record is from RefSeq and is a predicted model, not a curated record.